GCAGACCCCCUUCCCCCCGGCCGCACACCAUGGCUCGCUGGAUCCCCACCAAGAGGCAGAAAUACGGAGUCGCAAUCUACAAUUACAAUGCAUCCCAAGACGUGGAGCUGUCUUUGCAGAUCGGGGACACGGUCCACAUUCUGGAGAUGUACGAAGGUUGGUUCAGAGGAUAUACGCUGAGAAAUAAGGCUAAAAAGGGGAUUUUCCCUGAAACCUACAUCCAUUUGAAGGAGGCGACUGUGGAGGAUCGAGGGCAACACGAGACCGUGAUUCCCAGCGAGGUGCCUCUGGUGCAUGAGCUCACCUCUACCCUCCGAGAAUGGGCGGUCAUCUGGCACAAGCUCUACGUGAACAACAAGGUGACCCUUUUCCGCCAGCUGCAGCAAAUGACCUACAGCCUGAUUGAGUGGAGGUCGCAGAUCCUGUCGGGGACCCUCCCCAAGGAUGAGCUGGCUGAGCUUAAGAAGAAGGUCACGGCCAAGAUUGAUCAUGGCAACAGAAUGCUGGGACUCGACCUCGUGGUUCGAGAUGAGAAUGGAAACAUUUUGGAUCCCGAUGAGACCAGCACCAUUGCCCUGUUCAGAGCCCAUGAAGUGGCCUCCCAGCGGAUUGAAGAAAGGAUCCAAGAAGAAAAGUCCAUCCUCCAGAAUCUGGAUUUGCGAGGCCAGUCAAUCUUCAACACGAUGCACACCUACUGCCUCUAUGUCAACUUCAAGAACUUUGUCUGCAACAUUGGGGAGGACGCUGAGCUGCUUAUGGCCCUCUAUGACCCAGAUCAGUCCAGAUUUAUCAGUGAGAACUAUCUGAUUCGCUGGGGCAGCAAUGGGAUGCCUAAGGAGAUCGAGAAGCUCAAUAAUCUUCAGGCUGUCUUUACUGAUCUCAGCAGCACCGACCUUAUCCGGCCCAAGAUCAGCCUCGUGUGCCAGAUCGUCCGGGUGGGCCACAUGGAGCUGAAGGAGGGAAAGAAGCACACCUGUGGCCUCCGCAGGCCUUUUGGGGUGGCAGUGAUGGAUAUUACCGAUAUCAUACACGGGAAGGUUGACGAUGAAGAAAAACAACAUUUCAUUCCCUUUCAGCAGAUUGCUAUGGAAACCUACAUCCGACAGAGACAACUUAUCAUGUCACCGCUGAUAACCUCCCAUGUGAUUGGGGAGAAUGAGCCCCUCACAUCGGUCCUAAAUAAAGUGAUUGCAGCCAAGGAAGUGAAUCAUAAAGGACAAGGUCUUUGGGUUUCUUUGAAGCUGCUCCCUGGUGACCUCACACAAGUGCAGAAAGAUUUCUCACACUUGGUUGACAGGAGCACAGCCAUAGCUCGAAAAAUGGGUUUCCCUGAAAUCAUCCUUCCAGGGGAUGUUCGGAAUGACAUCUAUGUCACUCUGAUCCACGGUGAGUUUGACAAAGGGAAAAAGAAGACACCGAAGAAUGUCGAGGUGACCGUUUCCGUGUAUGAUGAGGAUGGCACGUUGCUUGAGAAAGCUAUUCAUCCAGGUGCUGGCUAUGAAGGGAUUUCAGAAUACAAGUCUGUUGUCUACUACCAAGUCAAGCAGCCCUGCUGGUAUGAAACAGUGAAGGUAUCUAUCGCCAUUGAAGAGGUCACCCGUUGUCAUCUCAGAUUUACUUUCCGGCACAGGUCGUCACAGGAAUCCAGAGAUAAAUCUGAAAGAGCUUUUGGGGUGGCCUUUGUGAAGCUGAUGAACCCAGAUGGAACCACACUGCAGGAUGGAAGGCAUAAUCUGGUAGUAUAUAAGGGGGAUAAUAAGAAAAUGGAAGAUGCUAAAUCCUACCUGACACUGCCCAGCACAAAGAUAGAGAUGGAGGACAAGGAUUUCUCCCCAAGCAAAAAUACGCACUUGUCCACCUUCACCGCAACCAAGGAUAGCACCAAAGACAGCUUCCAAAUCGCCACCCUGAUUUGCUCCACAAAACUGACCCAGAAUGUUGACCUCUUGGGGUUGUUAAAUUGGCGUUCCAACUCCCAGAACAUAAAACACAAUUUAAAGAAGCUAAUGGAGGUGGACGGGGGAGAGAUUGUAAAGUUCCUACAAGAUACUCUUGAUGCACUUUUUAACAUAAUGAUGGAAAUGUCCGACAAUGAAACCUAUGAUUUCCUUGUAUUUGAUGCACUGGUAUUUAUUAUCUCGCUGAUAGGAGACAUAAAGUUCCAGCAUUUUAAUCCUGUACUUGAAACCUACAUUUACAAACACUUCAGUGCUACCUUGGCAUAUGUGAAACUCACUAAAGUGCUGAACCAUUAUGUGGGGAACGCUGAAGACUCCAGCAAGACAGAUUUGCUUUUCGCAGCCCUGAAAGCCUUGAAGUACCUCUUCAGAUUCAUCGUCCAGUCUCGCGUGCUGUACCUGAGAUUUUAUGGUCAAAGUGAAGACGGGGAUGAAUUUAACAAUGCAAUUCGCCGUCUAUUUCUCUCCUUUAAUAAUCUAAUGGACAGACCCCUGGAAGAAGCUGUUAAGAUCAAGGGUGCGGCUCUGAAGUACCUUCCUAAUAUAAUUAAUGAUGUCAAGAUGGUGUUUGAUCCUGUUGAACUCAGCGUCCUCUUCAGCAAAUUCAUCCAAAGCAUCCCUGAUAACCAGCUUGUCCGACAGAAGCUGAACUGCAUGACCAAGAUAGUGGAGAGUCACCUUUUCCACCAGACAGAGUGCAGAGACGCCCUGCUGCCCCUGCUCAUUGACCAGCUCAGCGGCCAGCUCGAUGACAACUGCAGCAAGCCUGAUUUGGAGGCCAGCUCCCAGCUGCUCCGAAACAUCCUGGAGGUGCUGGACAGGAAGGAUGUGGGCCCUACCUCGAUGCACAUCCAGCUGAUCAUGGAGCGCCUGUUGAGAAGGAUCAAUCGGACAGUGAUUGGGAUGAGCCGGCAAUCUCCCCACAUAGGCAGCUUUGUGGCUUGCAUGACUGCCAUCCUCCGGCAGAUGGAAGAUUUCCAUUAUAACCACUAUAUCAACACUUUCAAGACCAGGCAGGAUAUCAUUGACUUCUUGAUGGAAACCUUUAUCAUGUUCAAGGAUCUCAUUGGGAAAAAUGUGUAUCCCCCGGACUGGAUGGUCAUGAAUAUGAUGCAAAACAGGGUUUUUCUGCGAUCUAUAAACCUCUUUGCUGAAGUUCUCACAAAGCUCUUCAUGGACCAGGCAAGCUUUGAACUCCAGCUUUGGAACAAUUAUUUCCACUUGGCUGUUGCCUUCCUCACCCACGAAUCCCUUCAGCUGGAAACCUUCUCUCAAGCCAAGCGCUCCAAAAUGAUCAAGAAAUAUGGGGAUAUGCGAAAGGAAAUCGGCUUUAGAAUCCGGGAUAUGUGGUAUAACUUGGGGCCCCACAAGAUCAAGUUCAUUCCCUCCAUGGUGGGUCCCAUCUUGGAGGUGACCUUGACCCCGGAGACCGAGCUCCGGAAGGCCACAAUCCCCAUCUUCUUCGACAUGAUGCAGUGUGAGUUCAAUUUCAGUGGAAAUCACAACUUCCAGAUGUUUGAGAACGAACUGAUCACAAAGUUGGACCAGGAGGUGGAAGGAGGCCGGGGUGACGAACAGUACAAAGUCCUGCUGGAGAAGCUGCUCCUGGAACACUGCCGGAAACACAAGUACCUCGCCAGCUCCGGGGAAGUCUUUGCCCUCCUGGUCAGCAGCCUCUUGGAGAACCUGCUGGAUUACAGGACCAUCAUGCACGAUGAAAGCAAAGAGAAUCGCAUGAGCUGCACGGUCAACGUGCUGAAUUUUUAUAAGGAAAAGAAGAGAGAGGACAUUUACAUAAGGUAUCUGUACAAGCUUCGAGACUUGCACCGGGACUGUGAGAACUACACCGAGGCUGCAAACACCCUCCUGCUGCAUGCAGAGCUCCUCCAGUGGUCAGACAAGCCCUGUGUGCCCCAUUUGCUCCAGAGGGACAGCUACCAUGUUUAUUCCCAGCAAGAGCUCAAAGAGAAGCUGUACCAAGAGAUCAUCUCCUACUUCGAUAAGGGCAAAAUGUGGGAGAAAGCCAUCAAACUCAGCAAGGAGCUGGCCGAGACCUACGAGAGCAAAGUGUUUGACUACGAGGGGCUUGGCAACCUCCUGAAAAAACGAGCCUCGUUUUAUGAGAAUAUCAUGAAAGCCAUGAGACCCCAGCCAGAGUACUUUGCCGUCGGUUACUACGGACAAGGUUUCCCAUCAUUUCUUCGGAACAAAAUCUUCAUCUACCGAGGAAAAGAGUAUGAGCGGAGGGAAGACUUUAACCUGAAGUUGCUGACUCAGUUUCCCAAUGCAGAGAAAAUGACCAGCACAACUCCUCCAGGAGAGGACAUCAGAUCAUCUCCCAAACAGCACAUGCAGUGCUUCACAGUGAAGCCCGUGAUGAACCUACCUCCAAAUUAUAAGGACAAACCUGUGCCGGAGCAGAUCUUGAACUACUACAGGGCCAACGAGGUUCAGCAGUUCCAGCACUCCCGGCCCUUUCGGAAAGGAGAAAAGGAUCCCGACAACGAGUUUGCAACCAUGUGGAUCGAGAGAACCACCUACACCACCGCCUACACCUUUCCUGGGAUUCUCAAGUGGUUCGAGGCCAAACAGAUCACCACGGAAGAAAUCAGCCCCUUGGAAAACGCCAUUGAGACCAUGGAGCUCACCAAUGAGAAGAUCAGUAAUAGUGUCCAACAGCAUGCGUGGGACCGCUCGCUCUCCGUACACCCCCUCUCCAUGCUACUCAAUGGCAUUGUAGACCCUGCUGUCAUGGGUGGAUAUUCCAACUAUGAAAAGGCCUUUUUCACGGAGAAGUACCAGCAGGAGCACCCAGAGGACCAGGAGAAGAUCGAGCUGCUCAAACGCCUCAUUGCCUUACAGAUGCCCCUACUUGGAGAGGGGAUCCGAAUUCACGGAGAGAAGCUGACCGAGCAGCUGAAGCCUUUGCACGACCGACUGACCACCUGUUUCCGGGAACUCAGGGAGAAGGUGGAGAAACUCUAUGGAGUCAUCACUCUGCCUCCCACCUUGACAGAGAGGAAGCAGAGCAGGACGGGCUCUGUGGUGCUGCCGUACAUCAUGUCUUCCACCCUCCGAAGACUGUCUGUCACGUCAGUGGCUUCCUCGGUGAUUUCCACCUCUUCCACGUCCUCGGACAGCACUCCUUCCAGACCAGGAUCGGAUGGAUCCAUCCUGGAGCCCCUCCUGGAGCGGCGGGCUUCGUCGGGGGCCAAGGUGGAGGACCUGUCCCUCAGAGAAGACGGCGACAACAGGAUCGGCAAGUUCAAGCGGAAAGACUGGAAUAUUAGCAAAUCCCAGGUCAUCGCGGAGCGAGAGCCGGAAGCUGACCUGCUGAGUCCUACUAGCAAAGUCCAAAGGCCCAAGAGUCUCCAGUUGGUGGACAGCCGGCUGACGUUGUUCCAAGGCUCGCCCCUGCCCUCGGCCGUACCCCUGAGCCCACCCCCGCUGACCCCGAAAACACCCAGGACCCAAAGCUCUCCAACGUUGCAGGUUGAUGGACUGAUGUCUUCCGGUUCAAAGACAUUACCCCCUCCUCCCCCUCCGAAGAGCAAGCCCUACGAGAGCAGCAGCCAGAGGAACUCAACAGAGGUUGCACCCCCGCUUCCCAUCCGUCGAGAAGCCAAGGCUCCGCCACCUCCGCCUCCCAAGACCCGUAAGUCGGGAGUCCUCUCCAUGGAACCAGGCUCUCAGUGAAGACCCUGCUCCUCCUCGGUACCUGUCUAGUAUUGCGGGAGCUGCCCACAUGGACAGUCCAUCUCAAGACCAGCUCCAAAAGGCAAUGGCGCCCUUGUCCUUGUUUUCCAACCCUUCUGAUCUGGGAUGACGUUGAACUGGACUGAGUCUUUCCAGAGCUUCCCCACAGCCAUGUUCCAAGGCUAUCUCAUACCUUCUUUACUCACUUGCAGAAUUCCAAAAUUUAUUACAGCCUCGACAUGAUCUUUAAACAUCUACCUUCAUCCAUAGCCAUUUGGACUCCAAAGAGUCUCUGGCCAACUAGUUAUCUGAGUGAUCUUUGAGUCCUUUCCCUGUCCACGAAAGGCAUUAUUUGCUUUGUUUCUGAAAAGCAAUGCUGGAGUUUGGAUUCCCUUCCUCGCAUGGACAUACCCUCUCCCAUGUACUUAAAUACGGGCCAUUUUUGGUAGCUAAAGUAAUAAUAAUUCACUCGUAUCUUUGAUGGGCUCUUGGAGAAAAGGGCGUAUGUCCUAAGGCUGGACGCACCACCUUUUGGUGAUGAUGUAAAAGACUGUCUGGUCAGGGAGGACUGCACCAGAGGGCUGCCUUGGUACCUCCCGAAUCCCAUAAUUCCAUGAGUUUAUGGGCAGUUACAAGGAGCCAUGUUGAUCAUGGCUGUGAAUUGGAAUGAAAAAAUGAGUGGGAUUCCCUCACUCCAAUAACCGGAAGAACGCAAAAGACUCUUAAAUAGUUGAGAAUUAAUUAAAUUCUGUUUCUUUCAAGAACUAAAAGCAAAGAAUUUCUCCCAGGUGGAUCAUCUCAGGAUGAUCUGGUCACAUCGUGGGUCUCUUCUGUUCUCCUGAGAGUCUGCAUCCCUUGUCUGGCUCGUGGUCCUCAGUCCAGGGGGUUCUGUCGAGUCAACAAACAUCUAUUAAACACUUCCUGUAUGCCAGGCAAGGUGCCAAAUACUAGAAAUAUAAAUACAAUUAGGAAGGCCAUCUGUGCUCUCAAGAAACCUAUGUUCUAAUGGGGGAAGAUAGCACUUAACAAUGUAAGGGGAGAGGAAAGAGGGCUUGUGGAGGAGAAAAUCUAGAGUCGGAAGUGGAGCCUGGAGAGACAAGUUCCUUCCUUAGAGUCCCCAUUUUAUUGUAACUGCUUCUGCUUUCUCACCUGUUCCAUAACUGCACAGCCCCUUUAUAGUACCUCUGAGCUGGUGUGAAGUAAAUGACUCUAGAGUCAUGAGUGUGAAUGUCAUGAA
This is a messenger RNA of Antechinus flavipes (yellow-footed antechinus), 6891 nucleotides long. RefSeq names its product dedicator of cytokinesis 5 (gene DOCK5). The coding region runs from base 30 to 5654 and encodes 1874 amino acids. Gene Ontology annotation, molecular function: GTPase activator activity; guanyl-nucleotide exchange factor activity; small GTPase binding. Lineage: Eukaryota; Metazoa; Chordata; Mammalia; Dasyuromorphia; Dasyuridae. Gene Ontology annotation, biological process: cell migration; small GTPase-mediated signal transduction. Gene Ontology annotation, cellular component: plasma membrane; cytoplasm. The transcript has 52 exons. The record is from RefSeq and is a predicted model, not a curated record.